AUGGCUGACGUGCUUUCUCAAAAAUUCAAAACCACCCCGAACAACAGCAAGAAGGAUCCAUCUAAUCUGUUAUUGGGUCGCUUCGAAAUCGGGAAGCUCCUCGGUCAUGGAACAUUCGCCAAGGUAUACUACGCGAAGAAUCUCAAAACCGGUGAAGGCGUAGCCAUAAAAGUGAUCGACAAGGAGAAGAUUCUGAAAGGAGGUUUGGUCGCACACAUAAAACGUGAGAUCUCGAUUCUUCGCCGCGUUCGUCAUCCCAACAUCGUGCAGCUCUUCGAGGUAAUGGCUACGAAAACAAAGAUUUAUUUUGUGAUGGAAUAUGUUCGGGGUGGUGAGCUUUUUAAUAAGGUUGCCAAGGGUAGGUUGAAGGAAGAGGUUGCUAGAAAGUAUUUUCAGCAGUUGAUUUCCGCGGUUGGGUUUUGUCAUGCUAGAGGUGUUUAUCAUAGGGAUCUUAAGCCUGAGAAUCUUUUGCUUGAUGAGAAUGGUAAUUUGAAAGUGUCUGAUUUUGGUUUGAGUGCUGUGUCUGAUCAGAUUAGGCAGGAUGGUUUGUUUCAUACUUUUUGUGGUACUCCUGCUUAUGUAGCACCUGAGGUUUUGGCUAGGAAGGGGUAUGAUGGUGCUAAGGUUGAUCUUUGGUCUUGUGGGGUUGUUUUGUUUGUUUUGAUGGCUGGUUAUUUGCCAUUUCAUGAUCAGAAUGUUAUGGCUAUGUAUAAGAAAAUUUAUAAGGGGGAGUUUAGGUGUCCGAGGUGGUUUUCGCCGGAUUUAUCUAAGCUGCUUAUUCGUCUUCUUGAUACGAAGCCGGAAACAAGGAUUGCUAUUCCUGAGAUUAUGGAGAAUAGGUGGUUCAAAAAGGGGUUCAAACAGAUUAAGUUUUAUGUUGAGGAUGAUAGGCUUUGUAGUAUUGAUGAUAAUUUCGCUGACAUUGAGGAUGAUUCGGCUUCUGUAACAUCUGUUGCGUCUGUUGCGUCCUUAGCGUCUUUUUCUGAUUACUCAAUAGAAUCUGAUUCUGAGAUUGAGACUAGAAGGAAAAAUGGUCCUUUGCCAAGGCCUGCUAGUUUGAAUGCUUUUGACAUUAUUUCAUUCUCCCCCGGGUUUGAUCUUUCUGGAUUGUUUGAGGAAAUAGGAGACGAGAACAGGAUUGUGACUGCUGCACCGGUUUCAAGGAUCAUAUCAAAAUUGGAGGAGAUUGCUCAAUUGGUUAGGUUUUCUGUAAGGAAGAAGGAUUGCAGGGUUAGCUUGGAGGGUACAAGAGAAGGUGUGAAGGGACCAUUGACUAUUGCUGUUGAGAUAUUUGAACUAACACCUUCUUUGGUUAUUGUUGAGGUGAAGAAAAAAGGAGGUGACAGAGCCGAAUACGAGAGAUUCUGUAACGAAGAAUUGAAACCUGGAUUACAGAAUUUGAUGGCCUCGGAAUCAGCAACUUCCUCAGCUUUGUCAAUACCGCCUCCCGAGCCUACAUUACUCCGCGUGCUUUCUGAACCAGUUCACAACCUGCUUUCAGAGCUUGAUUUGCCGCCCUCUCUACCUGAAGACUCUCUUCCUGAAGAGUGA
Messenger RNA from Vicia faba (fava bean), 1551 nucleotides. The record is from the annotation of a GenBank genome assembly. Lineage: Eukaryota; Viridiplantae; Streptophyta; Magnoliopsida; Fabales; Fabaceae.